AUGAAACUUGGAGCAACAAAUUCUGGCACGGGGGCAGUGAAGGAAUUGUUGGAUAAAGUAUAUGAAGAAUUUGGAGUUUUACAACAACAAUUGCAUAAUACUAGAAUUGAAUUGGAAAAGUGUCAACAGGAAAAGGAUGGUCUUCAAAGAUAUUCAAUGAUGAUGAAUGAAUCACUUUUUUCUUUGAAUAUGGAAACGCAAAAACAUAUAGAAAUUGGCAAACGUCUAUCUGGCAUUUUGACGCACGUUAUCCCAAUGCUUCCACAAGAACACCAAGGAUCGGCUGUGUCAGCGAUUGAAAGGGCUAAGGCUGUUGGGCCACAAGAACUUUUAACCAAUCAUUUACAACAACAACAAUUAGCUGCUAUGAUGUCUGUUGCUGGACCCGCUGCAGCAGCUGCAGCAUUUAAUCCUGCAAUGAUGAUGGCUGGAAUGGGGUUAAAUUUAAAUGUAAAACCGGAGGAUGCAAUGCAGCAACUCUUCAACAAUAUUUUAAAAAAUCCAAUUUUGGCUGGAGCUAAUAAUGUUGCUGCUGGUGGCGGUCCUCAGCAACCUCCCUGUAUUCCUCAACAACUUCCAUCAAGUAAUCAUCCAUUAAUGCCUGGGCCGUCAUCUUCUUCGUCUGUUCCUCCAACUGGAGGUGGAGAUGAAGGCCGUCCAUCAACACAUCCUGGAAGAGCAUCUUCUGUUCUAAACAGUACUGGUGGAGGAGGAAGUAGGCCAAGAUCAGGCACUGGAACACCUGUUUCUUAUGCAAAGAGAACUAAAUUGGAACCUGAAGAUGGGGAUGGAGAAUUGGAAAUUGAUGUUCAAAAUGACGAUGCUGGUUCUUCUGCAGCUUUAUCUCAUCACACCAACGGAAGAACUAGCCAACCUUUUCAUAAAGGUAAAGAUGAAAGAGACACUGCAUCAGCCUCAUCUCGUGAUUCAGCUACGCCCCGCUCCGGAAAACUUCAGCUCGCUUCUACCCCUGGUUCUUCUUCUGGCUGUCCCCCACAACCAAAUAUUCAACAACUUUUACCUCCCGCUAUGGCAGAUUUCUUUGCAAAUAAUUACGGAGUUAAUAGAUUUCCUGGAAAUUUUAACAAUCAAAUAUCGGGAUUAUUUGGAAUGACUCCUGGAGGAGGAGGUCAAUUAAAUUCUUCUUCUCUAAAUGCUUUAACAGCUGCAAUGACAACAAAUGGAAAAUCACCGGCUUAUGCUUUCAAGGUUGCGCCUGGUGAACAAAUAGCUCCUGUUUCUUUCCCUCCAGAUGCUUCAUUAGAACCGGAUGUGCCAAAAGGACUUCGCCGAAUAGGUGACUUACCUCAUGGAGAUGUUGUCUGUGCUGUUACUUUAGCUAAAGAUGGACGUCGAGUAUUUACUGGUGGAAAAGGGGCUGUAAAAGUUUGGGAUAUUACUGAACGAAUAUUUAAUUCAUCAACAGCAAAUGCUUCAAAUGAUACUUCAAGUGGUGAUGAUAUGGGGGGAGUUGGAUCUGUUGAAACUGCUAGUAAUGGAGGUGGUGGUGGUAGGGCUGCAAGUACAGAGCCAUGGUUGCCUGUAGCUACUUUUCCGGUGAAUAAAAUUUUUGUUUAAAUUGGUGAAGAACGAACUUUAAGUAAAACUAAGUUACCUCUAAAUCAGGAAAUUGAACCUGCUUGCUUCGAGUUGUUAUUAACGAGGAGCUUUGCUAACACCUCGUUCAAUGGUAUUAUUAACUAAGCUACUUUUGGACGAUGACUUUUCUUUUUUUUUUCGUGUCCCUCAUCUAAACAUUUUGACUAGAUUAUUUUACAGAAAAAACGUAAGGAGUUCCUCUUACAGAAAUAAUCUCACCAAACUUUUUCUCGUUGAAAAAUGUGCGAGAAAAAAUUUUUCUAGUCAAGUGCUAC
Meloidogyne enterolobii is the source of this 1874-nucleotide messenger RNA. The record is from the annotation of a GenBank genome assembly. Lineage: Eukaryota; Metazoa; Nematoda; Chromadorea; Rhabditida; Meloidogynidae.